AUGUCGUGGCAAACAUAUAUUGAUGAUCAUCUCAUUGCAACUGGGAAGAUCUCUAGGGCCGGCAUUUAUGGCCAUGAUGGUACUUUGUGGGCGGGUUCACAAAAUUUCACUCCGAAGCCUGAAGAAGUCAAAAUUAUCAUUGAAUCUUUUGAUAAUGCUCAAAAAAUUCAAGAAAGUGGAAUACAUUGCAAUGGUGUCAAAUAUUUUGCACUUUCUCAUAAUGAACAAAAUCUUCAUGGCAAAAAGGGCACCGCUGGCAUUAUUGCCGAGAAAACAGCUCAAGCUGUUAUUAUUGGGACUUAUGAAGAAGGUACAGCGCCCGGUGAAGCCAAUACAAUCAUUUGGAAAUUAGGUGAAUAUUUAAGAGGUGGUUGGCAAUGGACUAUUUCCCGUAAAAAUAAUUCAAUGGAUAUUAAUGGAUCAAUGGAUAUUAAUAGAUCAAUGGAUAUAAUGGAUCAAUGGGUAUUAAUGGAUCAAUGGGUAUUAAUGGAUCAAUGGGUAUCAAUGGAUCAAUGGGUAUCAAUGAGAUAUACAAUGUCAGAAUUCGACUUUAACGAACAUUCGCAUCGUCGCUAUAACCCAUUAACAAAUUCUUGGGUCUUAUGCUCCCCACAUCGAACCAAAAGACCUUGGCAGGGUCAACAGGAAACAGCUGAUAAUGAAUCGUUACCUAGUUAUGAUCCGAGCUGCUAUCUUUGCCCAGGAAAUAGACGUGCACAAGGAGAUACAAACCCUGAGUACCAAAACACGUUCGUCUUCACUAAUGACUUUGCCGCCGUAAAAAGUGAUCAACCUCAAUUUCUUCAUAAAACUGACGGUGUCAGAGGAGAAUGUAAAGUUAUGUGCUUUUCUCCAAAACAUAAUAUCACCAUUGCUGAAAUGUCAGAAGAUGCCAUCAUUCCCGUGAUUAAAGCAUGGAUAGAAGUUUAUCGAAAUUCUUUUUCUAUACCUUAUAUUAAUCACGUACAAAUUUUUGAGAACAAGGGCGCAAUAAUGGGAUGUUCCAAUCCUCAUCCCCAUUGCCAAAUUUGGUGUACUGAAUCAAUUCCUGAAGAGCCUACCAAAGAAAUUAUUUCCAUGACAAAAUAUUAUGAAAAAAAUAAUUCUUGUCUUUUAUGCGAUUAUGUUCUAUUAGAAACGGUAAAGUUAAAAGAUAAAUCAAGAAUAGUGUGUGAAAAUGAUUCGUUUGUAUGCGUGACACCAUUCUGGGCGAUAUGGCCAUAUGAGACCAUGAUAAUUGCAAAAUCUCAUGUAACAAGUUUGAUUGAAUUGGAUGGAGAAAAACAACUAAGUGAUCUUGCGGACAUUAUUCGUAGGAUUACAUGUAGAUAUGAUAAUAUAUUUAAAUGCUCUUUUCCUUACUCUAUGGGAAUUCAUCAAGCACCUGUUGAUGAAAAGGAUCAUUCACAUGAUUCGCAUUUGCAUUUACAUUUUUAUCCUCCGUUAUUGAGAAGUUCAUCUAUUAAAAAAUUUUUGGUUGGGUAA
Messenger RNA from Dentiscutata heterogama, 1485 nucleotides. Lineage: Eukaryota; Fungi; Glomeromycota; Glomeromycetes; Diversisporales; Gigasporaceae. The record is from the annotation of a GenBank genome assembly.